Messenger RNA from Nematolebias whitei (Rio pearlfish), 2478 nucleotides. RefSeq names its product sonic hedgehog signaling molecule a (gene shha). Gene Ontology annotation, molecular function: patched binding; calcium ion binding. Lineage: Eukaryota; Metazoa; Chordata; Actinopteri; Cyprinodontiformes; Rivulidae. The record is from RefSeq and is a predicted model, not a curated record. Gene Ontology annotation, biological process: protein autoprocessing; intein-mediated protein splicing; cell fate specification. The transcript has 3 exons. Bases 309 to 1532 code for a protein of 407 amino acids.
GCAGCUGCAGCUCGCCUCCACAUCCCGUGGCUUUAUAAUUCCCCUCACUACUUUUUUCUCAGCUUUUUUCGAUGUGCCCAUUUAUUGGCAUUUGUGUGACGCGCCCAUUUCCGCACCUGCCGCGAUAGAGAAGAGCAGGCGACGGCGAAGUAGAAGAGGAGACAAGGACAUUGCAAGAGCCUUUUAUUUUAUUUUAAUUUUUUUUUUUUUUUUUUUUUUUGGGGGGGGGGGGAGGCAGACGGCUGAGGUAGCAGCAGUGACUCGUUUAGGGUCUUAGAGGAGGAGGGAGAAGAAGAAGAAGGAAAAAAAUGCUGCUUUGGACCAAAAUAGCUUUGGCUGGUCUCAUCUGCUUGUCCUUGGUGUCCUUUGGGAUGGGAUGCGGACCGGGAAGGGGGUACGGCAGGAGAAGGCACCCGAAGAAGCUGACACCUCUCGCGUACAAGCAGUUCAUCCCCAACGUGGCGGAGAAGACCCUCGGGGCGAGCGGCAGAUACGAAGGCAAGAUCACAAGAAACUCGGAGCGAUUUAAGGAGCUGACGCCCAAUUAUAACACAGACAUCAUCUUCAAGGAUGAGGAGAAGACCGGAGCGGACAGGAUGAUGACUCAGAGAUGCAAAGACAAGCUGAACUCUCUGGCCAUCUCGGUGAUGAACCAGUGGCCCGGGGUGAAGCUCCGGGUCACCGAGGGCUGGGACGAGGACGGACACCACUUCGAGGAGUCCCUCCACUACGAGGGCAGGGCUGUGGACAUCACCACCUCUGACAGAGACAAGAGCAAAUACGGAACUCUGUCCAGGCUUGCGGUGGAGGCCGGGUUCGACUGGGUCUACUACGAGUCCAAAGCGCACAUCCACUGCUCUGUGAAAGCAGAAAACUCAGUGGCAGCAAAGUCAGGCGGCUGCUUCCCGGCAUCCUCCACGGUCUCCCUCCAGGAUGGCACCAAGAAGGAGGUGCAGGACCUCCAGUCCGGGGACCGGGUCUUGGCGGCGGACGGCGACGGGAACCUGCUCUACACCGACUUCAUCAUGUUCAUCGACCAGGACUCGACCACCAGGAGGGUCUUCUACGUGAUCGAGACGGAGGCGGGUCAGCGGAUCGCGCUCACCGCCGCGCACCUCAUCUUCACCGGCAACUCCACGCGGAUGGCGGCGGUGUUUGCCAGCAGAGUGCGCCCCGGGCAGCAGGUGCUCGUGCCCGCCGCCGGGGAGGAGCGGCUCGUGGCCACGACCGUGACACGGAUUUACACGCAGGAGCGCGAGGGCUCGUUCGCGCCGGUGACGGCGCAGGGGUCGGUGGUGGUGGACCAGGUCCUCGCGUCCUGUUACGCGGUGAUCGAGGACCACCAGUUGGCGCACUGGGCCCUGGCGCCCGUCAGGCUCGCCCACCGGGUGUCCUCCAUGCUUUUCAGCUCCGGGCCUCAGACGAGCGCGCGGGGCGACGGGGUGCACUGGUACUCCAAAGUCCUGUACCAGCUGGGGACGUGGCUCCUGGACAGCCACUCUCUCCAUCCACUCGGGAUGUCCCCGAGCUGAAACAUCAGGGAGAGACUGACGCGUCGGACACUCGGACUAUUUAGUAAAAUAAGAUUUAAAAUAAUAAUAAAAACGGACAAACGAGACAAAAAGGCCCCAGCGGAGUUUGGGAUAUUUAUUUCAGUGACUUCUCCAUGUGUCCCCCCCCCAACACACACACUUUUCAAUGAACGAAAUGGAGCCUUAAAAAAAAAAAAAAAUCCUCUUUGAAUAAUUUAUUCUCAUGUGAACUCUGCUGCUGUCACAGAAGUGGAUUGUGAAACGGUGCCAGCAGCACAUUGUGCAUAACCUAUUUUUGUAUAUCUCAACUAGGAAAAAGGUUGAAAAAACUAAGAAAAAAAUAAUAAAAUAAAAUAAAUUAAAAAAAAAAAAAAGAGAGAAAGACAGAACACCCAGAGACCGGAUGUGACGCAGAACGGAGCAGGAAGUGCAGCCUGUUAUAUCUCAGCGGGGUUCCAUAAAUUAUAUUUUUAUACACAGAAUUGUAAAUUAGAUUUUGACAGAUCGCGCUACAGAAUCACAUUUCGUUAUUUGAAAUAGUUGUAAGAUAUGAGAAUAUAUUUUAAUUUAAGAAACAAGUAGCUGAAAGUAUUGGACAAAAACUGCUGUCUUGGUUUAUCAUUCAGAUUUUUUAUUGUUUUCAUGGUCUAAGUUGUUGGAGACAGAUAUUCUGUCUUUAUUAUUUCAUGACUGUAUAUGUUUUCCGUUUUUGUUUGUUUUGUUUUGUAAGGGGAAAAAAAAAAAGAUCAAAAUGCAGACAAUUCAGUAACAGUUAAAGUAGUACGGAAACAGUUUGGUUGAAUAAAUUAAUAACUCCUGUAAAUGUACUAAAAUGUUAUUUUUCUUUCCAUAUUUUGUAAUAGGGAGAUAGUUUUCUAUAGAGGAGACCUGCGGAAGAUGCACAGUCUGGAUAGUCUAUAGGCAGACCAUAACUUUCAUAACAGGG